Caenorhabditis auriculariae is the source of this 7151-nucleotide messenger RNA. The record is from the annotation of a GenBank genome assembly. NCBI's taxonomy places the organism in Eukaryota, Metazoa, Nematoda, Chromadorea, Rhabditida, Rhabditidae.
AUGCAGCUAAUGAUUCCGCAGAAAGAGGCUUUCGAGGAUCACAACUCCGAGUUCGAACUCACCGACUUGGAAAUUCAGCAACUCAAGGUUCGUCUCUUUUUUUAUUUUGUUCAAAAAAAACCGGCGAAAUUCAUCUCUGAUGUGAGAAUUCCAUGUAAUUGGAUAUUUUCGGUGGGCCACCUCAUAAUCAAAAAUUUCAAAAUCCCUUGUUUUCGUCGCCUUUUUUUGCAGAGCAGCUGGAAAAGCUUCUCUGAAAAUGAAUAAAGAAGAUUUUGAUUACUAGCGUGGAAAAAAGGAAUGGACCAACAGGAAAAACAGCUGUUUUGGGCUUUUGGUUAAAAAAAUGGGACCAUGCUUAAAUAUGAAAAUGAUGUUAAAAAUUUCAUUCUACUUUUUUUCAAUAUUUGUAUGCCCUUUCUGCGAUUUUUCAGGUUUAGUUAUUGGUCUCAAAUGUUUCAAAUUGUCUGUUGGACACAUACAUUUAUAUUUGAAAAAAAUUAGGCUUGAAACUAAUGAAAAUUUCAGCUUUAUUCGUGAUUUUUUGUUGUCUUUUUCGAUACGUGAUUUAUUUUGGUUUGUAAGUUCAUAGUUUCACAUUGAAUGGCUUGAAGCGAAAAGUAUUUGGAAAUUUUAGAAAUUAGAAAAGUCGGCUGCAGGUGCCGAGCCAUUACACAUGCGACCGCGGGGUUUUUGAAUUAACGGCAAAGAAAGAUCAUGGCAAAUCCUUUCAAAAAAGGGUUUUUAUAUUGGAGCUCUUUUGGUAUGGCUCUGAAAUGAAUGAACGCAAAAUUUUCAUUUUAAUAAUUAUCGCUGGAGCAAUCAUAACUGUACAGUUUUAUUUAAAUUUUCGUAGUUAGUCUGUUUUUUUUUCUUGCAAAACAUGCCUUUUCACUGCUGUUUUAUCGAAGCUUCCUUUUUUUUCAGUUUUCUUGUAAUAUCGUUUACAACGAACAUCUCCUCACAAAACCAAAUCUAGCCAAUAAAACUAGAGGAAAGGCGAAAAAGCAGGAAGUCGCAUUGCUAAUUACUGCAUUCACUUUUGUGCCAACAAACAAAGCCGAAAAAGGGGAAAAUUGAGUCUUUGCGACGAGAUGCGACGCUGAUUUGAACACGAGGAAAUAUUUGCCCCGCGGGGGUUGAAAAGGCCUCCAUUUUCCGCUGGCUGAUCUCCAAUCCAAGGCCUUUCUUCAAACUUGAGUCCUGUGGGAAGAAGUUCAUCGAAAACAAGAUUCUGGAAGAGGAAUUAUAUAUUUGACAAAUUUUUUUCCAAAGAUCACUGAAAAAUUUCUUCUUUCUCAGAAGUUCUAAUGAUCCGAUUGGGAUGAGAUUUCAAUAGGUUGAAAAAAAUUGCAUCCGGAAUUUUUUUAUAGACGAUCCCUCACGACAUCAAAGUAUAUGCCAACUCUUUUAUCUAUUUUUUUUUUGACAAUCCUUUCUUUAAGCUUUUUCAGGACCGUAUUUUUUUAAUGACUGAUUUUUUUAAAUUUUUAUAAAAAGCUAGCAGGGAAUUGAUUAUAGCCAAUCCUUCAAUUUAAUUUUUUUUAAUAUUAUUUCGAAUUUUCAUAAAUAACUGAACUUCUAACAAAAAAUUUUCUUUACAAUAUUUCUUCAGGAAUGACACAAGAGCGCAUUUAUUCGUUAAUAGAUAGAUUUUUUUUUGCGAAAGAAGCUUGUCAUAAUUUUAUUCGAGGGAAUUCCAAUUUUUUAUUUUUCAAUCUCAAAAGAUGUCAGUUUUCUAUUAGCUCCUUAAAAACAAGAAAAACACCAUAUAUUCACCCAGACAACUUCCUUUUAUCUCCGUGCUUCAGUUUUACUACUUUUUCUUCUCCUUGAACGACCCUACAAUUAAUUGGCUUGGAUAAUUGAAAAGGAACAUGUCACGUGCAGCUUUUACUGCGAAUGAAGUUUUCGAAAGAAAAAAAAGUUUUGAAUAAUGAAUAAUGCACAAGGAGUUCCGUUUGGUUGAUAAAGUGUGCAGAUGGAUGAAGGGAUUGAAGUUUUGUUGAGAAAGGGCGAGACAUAGGUCUUCGAAGAAACCUUACUAAUGAAAAGACGAAAAAAAAAUAAGAAAAGUGGUCUUCGGCUUGAACUUAUUCAGAAAAAGUGCUCUACCUGAAUUCUUUUUAUAGAUGACCAAUACUAGAGUAGUCACUAGAAAUGCCCCGACACGUUCGGUUUUUAAGCUUUUCCAAAUAAUCCAAGUUUUCUCCAUGGUUCGCACAAGUUUCACCACCUUCUUCCACCUCGAAGCUGUUUUUUCUCUUAUUGAAAAGUGUUUACAAUUUUCUUCUAUUGAGAACUUGACAUUAGAAAAGCUGAAAGAAUCCUUUUAGUGUCCAGGGAUUACUAAUAAGGAGAAUGAAGGGGCACACGGAAACGGGUUUUCCCCUUUUCGAAUGGGGGAAAAAGGCUUUUCUCAGACAGAUAUCGCGUCGUGUUUUCGGCUGUCUCUGUGAUGAUGAUGAUGACAAGAGCCAUUUGUUUACGGAAAGUUGUGUGCCUUUUGACGAGAACAGAACGGCUAACGAAUCACCUAACUUGUCCUUUUUUUUCGAAACCAAACAAAAGUCUAGAAAUAUUGAUUUUUUCAAAAAUCUGAGGAAUCGAUGUGAAAAUCUUGAAUUGUCUAAAGAACGCAUAAGACUUGGCUUUACCUAUUUUGAAAAGCUUUUUCUGACUUGAAUUUAUUUAUUUUCUGAGCAGCUAUGCUUUUUGAACGCAAAAAAUAUUCCUUCAAAAUAAACUUUCUUACGGAAAGUUUUAUUUAAAGUUCUCAAUCGCAACUUUUUUCAAAGAAAAUAUCAAGCCGAUACCUGAACAAAAAAAAUUGUUUUUUGAUUCUUAGCCUUUUUCAUUCUUCCAAUCUUCUUAAACUCUGAAGUGCUGAGAACAUUGUUAUUUCGCGGCUCGUCGAGCAAUCUUUUGCGUUUUUAUUCUUUAGAGUGGGCGUAUUUUUAUCGGACCAAGACUGAAAAAGAACUCCUCUGCUGGUUACUGGCCUCCAGAAAUUCCUUUCUUGGAAGUUCAGGCUAAAGAGAGCUGAAACUACAGAGAAAGAGCUCAUCAUUUUUUGACCCCACUCGAAAAUGUAUUCGAAGCUUUCUUGUGCAAAAAAUAAGUCUUUUUCCUUCUUUUUAUUCGGCGCAGGACCAAUAAAAAGUCCAAUAACUCGAAAAGUGGUCCGGUUAUUGCCGAUUAUGACUGAGUAUACCUAUGAGGAAGUCGCUCCGAUAUGAAUUUAAAAAUAGACAAGAACUAGCUGCAAAUCAAGAGCAGCUCCUCAAAAUAGCGGUGUUUUAAAUUUUUCUGUUCCUGACCGAAAUAGAGAAGUUUUGAAUUCAAAAAAUGAAAAAUUGAUAUUUUUUUUCUUUUGAACAGCUUCUGUUGUUUUGACAUGAAUGAAGCUAACGAGCAUAAUAAUUCGACGAGUCUUUUGAGAUUCUGCCGCUGCUUCAAUUUCACGCUUCCCUAGGCGUUCUGAAAGGUCGCGUUUUGUUUUUUGCUCUCAUUCUGCAGAAAAAUAUUCGAAAGGAAUCAGAAAUGGGAUGCAAAAUUUCAAGUGGAAAUCAUCGGGGAAAGAUCCCAUGAUCUUCAUAGUUUUGAUAGAGUUCAAAAAAGAUCUUGCGAACCAAAAAAAUAAUUCAAAAUAUAAUAACUAAAAGAAAGAUUGUUUUAUCCGUAGAGCACUUUUUAUAAUUUUUUAAAAAAAGCUUCAACUAACAAAAAAAUAUUAGUGAUAGUUAGUUUGAAAUGCUAAAAGUUCACAGAUAUUUUAGUUUUCGUGAAAUUUUUCCACUCUAGUACUGAGCGUCAUGCUUUUCUUGAAAAUCAGGGAAAUUUAGUUCAAAAACCAAUUUAAGAAAUAUUAGGUGAUUUUUGAAGAGCUCAUCUGGAAAAAUCUCAAAACUUCGACAAUUUCAGCUGCUCAAAAUCCAGUCUAACUUGAAAAAAAUAUUGAUAAAUCUUUUACGUUGUUUUUUUCUCAAUAAUGAACUCUUCAUUAUAUGACUUGGAAUUCAUUUUAAUUCGAAUAAUAAAUUUAGGAGCACAACCAGAAACGCGUAAAACGCGUCGUCGGCAUGGUCGCCAUCGCGAUGACGAUGUUGUCCCUGGCGCUGGUCGCCUUUUCCUUGGCCCUCGGCAAAAAAAUCGACCUUAUGGGUACGUCUUCCCAAAAAACUUGCGAAAAAAAAAAAUCAAAUCAAAUUCACUUCCUGCUGACCGCAAUGAACUGCCUCCGACGUUUUGAAAAUGCUCGAAAUCGAGACGGGCCGUGUGUUUGAAAAUCCUCGAAACAACAAUAAGUGCCGUGAAUUUCGGGCCCAAUUGCUUUCUUUCCUACUCGAGUGACGAGACGGGUUCCCACCCUUUAAUUGCGUGUUAAAUUUGGAUUUUGUCCUCGAAAAAAGGAUGAAAAUUAAAUUUUUAUUGCAACUUUUCCUCGAUAAGAAAAUUUCAUUCAGUCAGAUUUUGUAUCAAAGUAGUGGUGAAAUUAGCCGGUUUUCCACACUUGAAAUACUCUCAAAGUGCCCAAAAGUGGCAAGUUUUCAUUUUUACUUAAACUGAUAUUUUUUCUUGAUUGGCUAGCCACGCCCAUUAUCGACGUUCUUCAAGUUUCGUUAACUGGACAUUUUUAUUUUUUUUUUAGGGGUUAGGAUAGAUGGAUUUUUAAAUUUCUUUAAAAUUAUCAAAAAAAUGACAGAUUUUUUUAUUUGCCUUCUAAAGGACCAUUUUUUUGAGUCUAGCCAUGCAAAAAAAAUAAGUUUAUAAAUUUAUAAGGCAGGGUUGAAUUGACUAAUCUUCCCUUUUAUUUCUUUCUUGUUGGGAAAAACCGGUCAAAAUGUGAUUUUUUUGACUUUGAAAUCUUUUUCAUCGAAUCAAAAAAAUCAAAAAUUCCCAAGCGUUUUUUUCUUCGAGACUGGAAAUCUCAAGAAACAAGCGUAACCCAUUCUUUUGUUUGAAAUAUCGGAUAUAAUGAACUUUGUGGGAAAAUGUUGCACCUUUCUUUUUUUCGUGGGCGUCGGCCGGAAGUGCCGACGUCACACCAAAGAGGCCGAAUAAAAAUACAACAAAUUAGGGUUCUUUCGCGCUUCUCUGCACCUUAAUUAGAUACGCGGCUUUUUCCCCAGCCGAGAUAAUACAUAUUCAAAAGCAAACGGGAAAAGCGUUGCCGCGGGAACAAGUUGCGUAGCUCUUCUUGUGGAGAUUUGCAGUGGAUAAUCAGAAUUUCAAGAAAAGCAAGUAGGAAUGAAGUCUGAAUGUACUGGAAAAAAGGGAAAAUUGCUUCCUUUUUUUUCGUCGAAUAUUCUCAACACCUUUCAUUAAUUAGAAGCAAAUUUCCAGACUCUCAAGAAUCCAAAUUUCUGCGGAAAAAAGAUUAAAUUUUCCAUGGAGCGCACAAUCUUCAGUCUUUUUUUCGGCCAUUUUUUCUCGUGCCUGUCACGCCAGAAAUCGAGCCAACAGUCAGUCUCGUGUCUUGAUUGGCAAAUGAAGCUGGAGAUUCUCACGAGAGUUUGCGGAUUCCAUGCCUUAUUCAUCCGGAAAGUUCCCACGGCGGCGAGGAAACCCGAUGCUGAACUUUGCUGUGUUUUUUUCUUUUGCCAGAGCCUCAUGCUCACCAGACAGCACGUCUGUAUACCACGUGUGGGCAGGAAUUCAGAAAUCUAAAGGUGAAAAAAAAUCCCAAGGAGAAAGUUGAAGUUGUGGGAUCAAUUUGUCACUCAUUUUUUGAGUUAACAAAUUACGCUCUAUUGAUAACAUAUUUUAGGUUUACUAAUUUAGGGACCGCAGGCAGUUUUCUAGAAACCAUCAGAUUUAAAUGAUUUUUAUAUGACCGUGUACUUCAUAGUCCUGGCAACUUUUAAAAAAAGAGAUCUUGGAAAAAUAUUGACUCUGAACGAAGUUACAGCCAUUAAAGCGCGCGUUUCGCAUGUGAAGUUCUAUUUUGUUUUCCGAAUUACAUUACUGAACGUUUUGACUCAUUUCAAAAAAGUUUUACGCUAUUUUUGCUUUGAAAAGAUCGCGAAUUCGGAAUUUUCGUGGGUCGGUGAAUGCACAAUUUUUCCAACGCGCAAAUGCAGGACGCUGUUUUUAUUGUUCGAAUGAAUCAAAUUUUGAAAGCACAAGCAGGAUUUUUUUAAUUUUUUUGACUAUGUUGAAGAAAAAAAGUAAUUCAAAUCAAAAUAAGAAAAAAAUAAUUUGCCUACGACGGCUAAAAACACUUUUUCCAAGUGUUUCAAAAAAAUCAAAAAAAUCAAAACUUAUUUUUUUAAAAUUAAGGUUGGAAUGAAAGUUUUUGUUUUUUUAUUUUUUUAAAAUGUUCUAAAAUUUAUAGAGAACAGUUCAAAAAAAUUUUUUACGAUGUUUCGCGGAAAAUGCCAAAGUUCCCGAAUUUCGAAAGUUGCGAUUUUCCGACGCUUCGAUACUUGAAAGCACAAAGCAGGAAUCUUUUUUAUUUUUUUACUUAUAUGGUGUAUUUUCACAUGCUUAACAAAAUAAGAAAAAAAAAUAACUUGCCUACGAGCGGGAUUGUAAGUAUUCAACGUUUUUCCACUUUUUCGCACAAAGGCGUCGCGAAAAAACGUCAUUUUAACCGAUCCUUUUUAUUUACAGCUAUUUCUUCUAUGUAGAUAUGUAGAGAAUAGCUGAUUGUAUGUUUCCCUCAAUUUUUUCCCAAAACGGUUCAGGGAAACUGCAUAAACAACAAUGAAAUGUCAAAAAUGCAACGAAAUAUACGACGUUUUUUGGUCAGCGAGGGGGCCUUGCGGUCCCUAUACUAAUUUUCAUGAAAUUUUGUUUAUGAUUUUUCUUUUUAAAAAUCAAUGACUAUAAAACAAGUUUUUUUUUUCAAAAAUAAGCUCAAAAAAAAUUUCAGAACUUUAUUUAGUCAAUAAAUAAGGAAUUUCAAAAUCUUCUUGAAUGUCUAUGGAGCGAACAAACCUCAAUUUGAAUUUGAAAGCAAACUUUUCCCCAAUACUGCCAAAUAUGAUGCUGGCCAAGGUACACUAGGAAAAUUCGCAAAAAAGGCUCUGCGCCUUUAAAAGAACCAAAAAACUUCAAAUUUCUUUUUUGCAGUUGAAAGAUCGGUGGAGCAGCGCAUGGAGGACUUUCAUGGAAUGACCGGCAUCAAUCUUACCGAGAGGAUACGGUAG